AUGCUGCCCACCUUUGCGAGGAACACAGCGAGUCAGUCCGGCCAGAAAACCCUAGGCUUCCUGCUCCGCCGACGUCUUCGGCACGCUGGGCUCGACCCUAAGAAGAGUUGGCAGGCCCGGAACCUAGGAGAGAAGAUUGGCUGUAUCAAAUUCGAGUCCCUGAGGCCAUGCGCUGAUCAGGUCACCAGCGCCUCGGGGUUUGAGCUUCUCUGCAGUUACAGCUGGAGGGUCGACACCAAGCAGCCGCCCAAGCAGCCGCCAAAGCAGCCGCCCAGGCCGCUGCCCCAGACAAACUCCAAGCGUCGCUCUUUGUGCCCAUAUAUUUACGUUCCGGGAGAAGCACCUUUGGUUGCCCCGCUAAAACUCCCGCUCAUCGUUGGCAAGAGGAGCAGGGUGAAGCACUAUCGGGACGCAAACAUAGCGCGUAUGCCAUCAUGUCCAUUUGAACCAAUGUUUCAGAGUAUGUCUGUUCUGAACCCAGACUUCAGGUUUGACAACGUCGAUUUGAUCGUCAACCGUAACUCGCUCCGACAUCUCCUUCGCUUCACCGGGGGCAGUGUCAAGCAAAACUUUCGGUUAGACCUGGCAAUGGUUCACAGCACCCUCGUUAUCACGCCUGUCUGGGAGAGCGUGUUCGAAAAGGCGUCGGGAAAAACAAACCACGGCCGUGAUUUCGAGGACCUCUUCGUUAAUCGCUCACUGCGGGACAGCGGCAGCUAUCACCGGGCAAUCCGAUACCAUCUAGGCCCUCUAAACUGCGCAGUUCUUUCAGAACUCGACGCCGCCCUAGAAGACUCCGGGGAAGCACUAGCAUCUCACGACAAGCGAUGGAAGUUCCACCCCAACCCUGCUUCUGUGGGCACCAGUGAGCUCUCAGGCGCAUACCGGCCAAACGACCGGGCAGAGGAGGUCUUGUUCGGGCUUCGAGGCCUGACAGUCCCCAAGAAACCCAGGUUUUGGCACCAGCCCCGUUCCGAGGUGAUUAUCAGGGGCAACGGAACCCUCAGCAAAGACGCGGCGGAGCUCUACGCGGGCGCUGGAACAGGGUACAAGAAGAUGCCCCAGCUGUGGCUGGGUAGGAUCCCUUACUUGGUCCGCGGAACAUACACUGGUCGCUCUUUUACGAGGGUUGAUGUGUUUCGCUUCGCGACGUCUUUUGCAGCCUACGAGAACGAGAUACAGGAUCGUCUUCAGAAGCUGGUUUCGCUGCUUGGGACUCUCAGAAACUUCGCCAUGGACGCCGCCGGACAGAGAUGCAUCGUAAUAUGCGACAAGGCAGUCCACCCACGUGAGCUGGGGGUUUUCAACCACCACAACAUUCCUCCACUCCCACUUCCCGCUGACAUACGGAGACAUUUCUGGACGAACCAAGAAACACGGAAACAGGAUGCAGUGUGA
Molecule: messenger RNA, 1398 nt
Organism: Diaporthe batatas
Lineage: Eukaryota; Fungi; Ascomycota; Sordariomycetes; Diaporthales; Diaporthaceae
Exons: 2
Coding region: 1-1398 (465 amino acids)
Source: RefSeq, a predicted model, not a curated record